Molecule: messenger RNA, 378 nt
Organism: Mytilinidion resinicola
Lineage: Eukaryota; Fungi; Ascomycota; Dothideomycetes; Mytilinidiales; Mytilinidiaceae
Exons: 2
Coding region: 1-378 (125 amino acids)
Source: RefSeq, a predicted model, not a curated record
AUGGCGCUCUUUUCAAUUCUCCCAGACAACCUCAGUGCCUUUGAAACAUGGACAACCCGCAUUUUCUUAUUUCUCGCCAUCCUAACCAUCGGGCCAUGGGCCGCCCUCCUUAUCUACGACGUCUUCCUCUAUAUAUGGCGCGCCAUAGCUUACGAGAUACCUGUGUUUGGGGGGCGAGCGCGUGGCAAGACACGUCCAAGGGCCCCGAGCCUCGUUGCGAGACCGAACGGCCAUCGUCGAAGCUUCAGUAUUGGGAAGCCUUCGUCUCUCGGCAGCAACUCUCCAGCUUCAUUUAGUGGUACAAAUCACACGGAUCUGUCGGAUGUGAAGCUCCGCCAACUACACGAAGAGCACGAAGACAGCUCUUCAAGUACCUGA